UUUCAUAUAUUUCUUUCCAUAGGUGAUUAAAAUGUUUCUGGGGCAGAUGGUGGAUGCUUUAGUUUACAUCCACAAACAAACCAUUUUUCACAGAAACCUCAAACCAUCCAACAUCCUUUUAGACAACAAGGCAUCUUUCGUGCUUGGUGAUUUCAGCACGGAAACCCUCAUGAAUGAUGAGAUGAAAUGGAAGAUUAGGGUGGAAGAAGAUCCUCCUUUCAAAUCCUGGAUGGCUCCAGAGGCACUCAAAUUUUCUUUCAGUGACAAAUCUGACAUCUGGUCUCUUGGCUGUAUUCUUCUCGACAUGAUCUCCUGCGUGAAAGUGAAAGAUCCAGUUUCAUUGCUGCGUAACAUUAAGGAGAAUAGCAGUCACCUGGAAGAAGCCCUAAUAACUAUAAAGCAGGUGGAUACACCUUUGUCUUCUCUUUUGCAAAUGAUGCUGAAGAUUGAUCCAACAAUGAGGCCCACAUCAGGGGAGCUGACUGACAAUGCAUUUAUCAGAGAAUGCCUGAUUCUUGCUGGGUCACCCUUAGUAAAGGUGAAGAAACCUCUGCCUCCAGGAUUACUGGACUUAAUACUCAACGGUGGGAUCCCAACUAUUCUAGAAUUCAUGCUGUCUUACCAGGACAUAGAGGAAGCUCAAGAAAAGAGCAUUGAGCGUCUAACUGUCCUCUUGAAAGAAGGAAAGGCCAAUCUAAAAGUCUUCUUUGGAUUAAUGGAGCUUGUUACCUCUGCAAUGAAGAAUCACAUUGAUUCUCCUGAGGUACAGUUAGCUGGAUAUUCUUUGCUGCUUGAGUUCACUAGCAGAGUCAUGAGGCAGAACCUGAAUGUUGAAUUCCUAGCCUCUGAAAACAUACUCGAUUGCCUGUUAGCCUCCAUGAGAACUCAUUUCAACAACGAAGAGUUGAUCUGGAUGAUUUGCACAUUGUUCAUGAUGAUGUCAACUAAUGAAGUUGCGGCUCAGACCCUGAGGAAAGUUGGUGUCUUCUCAGACAUCCUGACCAUUCUGGAUAACUAUGCCCAGAACAAAGAGAUCUGCCUUGCUUGCUGUGGGGUUAUUUGGAGUCUGGUAAUACAUGCAACCAACGUGGCUGAAAGCCCCCUGAAGUAUGCUAUUGAGAUUGUGUCUAUAGUCCUUCACAUGCACCUUGAGGAUGUGGAAGUGGCUGAGGCGGCAUGCUGUGCUUUCUGGGCUCUUUCUCUCCACGGUUGUAUAGAUGAAGUUAAUUAUGAACCCUAUUCCUUGCUUAUCCUGGAGGCUCUCCGGAAACAUCCUGGAAGGCCAGUGCUGGCAAAAAACGCCUGUCUGGCAUUGGCAAGCCUCUUGAGGACAUCUGAGUUGUGUGGUUUCCGGUUCAUAGUAACCGAUGAGAAGGGCAACGGGAUUGUCCUGCUCAAAGACUGCUAUGAGCUCCACCGUGAGGACCCUGAAGUUGUGGAAAACAUUUGCAUGUUGAUUAACGAGAUGUUUAAAUAUGAGGAAAUAGUUUUGGAGAUGGUUUCCCAGCACAUUACUGAGAUGCUGACUGAAAUGAAGAACCGGUUUACAUCUAGUCUGGAAAUAGUUGCUCUAGCAGAAAAGGCACUCUUUAAACUGCAGGAAAAAGGGCUCCUUGCCUGAAAUGAUACAAGUCUCACUCUAGAAGAUUGAUUCUUUGCACUAUUUGUAAGUCAGCAACAGCAUUCAAGGAACCUGCCAUAUUUCAGGGAAAUCUUAAACCUUCUAUACACUUGUUUUACAAAACAGUCAAUAAAUUUGAAUACC
Lacerta agilis (Sand lizard) is the source of this 1765-nucleotide messenger RNA. It is a transcript of the gene STKLD1, whose product is annotated as serine/threonine kinase like domain containing 1. Gene Ontology annotation, biological process: protein phosphorylation. Bases 32 to 1621 code for a protein of 529 amino acids. The record is from RefSeq and is a predicted model, not a curated record. The transcript is spliced from 15 exons. Lineage: Eukaryota; Metazoa; Chordata; Lepidosauria; Squamata; Lacertidae. Gene Ontology annotation, molecular function: protein serine/threonine kinase activity; ATP binding.